Molecule: messenger RNA, 1961 nt
Organism: Zingiber officinale
Lineage: Eukaryota; Viridiplantae; Streptophyta; Magnoliopsida; Zingiberales; Zingiberaceae
Product: 4-coumarate--CoA ligase 3-like
Exons: 5
Coding region: 81-1694 (537 amino acids)
Molecular function (GO): CoA-ligase activity
Source: RefSeq, a predicted model, not a curated record
CCCUCGGUGGUUUCUUCAGGGAAGAGAGCGAGCCUCGAGCCGACGCACUUUUCUCUUAGGUCGUCACUUUCCUUAUCGGCAUGGGUCCGCUGUUGGAGGAGACAAUUUUCCGGUCAAAGCUACCGGAUAUUCACAUCGACAAUCGCCGGCCGCUGCAUGAAUUCUGCUUCGAGCGGCUGGCGGAGUUCGGCGACCGCCCCUGCCUCAUCGACGGCUCCAACGGCGCCGUCAUGAGCUACACUGAGGUGGACCUCGCGUCCAGGCGCGCCGCGGCUGGGCUGCGCAGGUUCGGGGUCGGCCGGGGGCAGGUGAUCAUGAUCCUGCUCCGUAACUCGCCGGAGUUCGUCCUCGCCUUCCUCGGUGCCUCCCGACGCGGCGCGGUGGCUACAACUGCCAACCCGUUUUAUACGCCGGCGGAGAUUCACAAACAGGCUGUAGCCUCCGGCACGAGGCUAAUCGUCACCGAGUCGUGCUACGUCGACAAGGUGCGGGAUUUCGCGCGGGAGCGGGGAGUUGUGGUCGUCUGCGUCGACGAUCCUCUUCCGGAGGGCUGCCGUCGAUUCUCGGAGUUGCUGGAAGAAGAGGAGAAAACAGAGGAGGAGGAGGAAGAAAUCGACCCCGAUGACGUUGUUGCGCUUCCGUACUCGUCGGGCACGACGGGACUGCCGAAGGGGGUGAUGCUGACGCACCGGAGCCUGAUCACGAGCGUGGCGCAGCAGGUGGACGGAGAGAACCCGAACCUAUACUUCCACUCCGACGACGUGCUCCUCUGCGUGCUGCCUCUCUUCCACAUCUACGCGCUGAACUCGGUCCUGCUCUGCGGGCUCCGCGCCGGCGCCGCCAUCCUCCUGGUGCGCAAGUUCGAGAUCUCCGCCGUGCUGGAGUUGGUGCAGCGCUUCCGCGUCACGGUGACCCCCUUCGUUCCGCCCAUCGUGCUGGAGUUCGUCAAGAGCUCGCUGAUGGACGCCUACGACCUGUCGUCGAUCCGCAUCGUCAAGUCCGGCGCCGCCCCAAUGGGCAAGGAGCUCGAGGACAAGUUCAUGGCCAAGCUGCCCAAUGCUACCUUGGGUCAGGGCUACGGGAUGACGGAAGCGGGGCCGGUGCUGUCCAUGUGCCUGGCCUUCGCCAAGGAGCCAUUUCCAGUGAAGUCCGGCGCCUGCGGCACGGUGGUGCGGAACGCCGAGCUCAAGAUCGUCGAUCCGGACACCGGCGUCGCGCUCGCCAGGAACCAGCGCGGUGAAAUCUGCAUCAGAGGAGAACAGAUCAUGAAAGGGUACCUGAACGAUCCUGAAGCAACGAGGAACACGAUCGACAAGGAAGGUUGGCUGCACACCGGCGACAUCGGUUUCGUCGACGACGACGACGAAAUUUUCAUCGUCGACCGGUUGAAGGAACUCAUCAAGUACAAGGGCUUUCAGGUCGCCCCCGCGGAGCUGGAGGCCUUGCUCGUCGCUCACCCAAACGUCACCGACGCUGCCGUCGUACCGAUGAAGGAUGAAGCGGCCGGAGAAAUUCCAGUUGCUUUCGUCGUCCGGUCUAAUGGAUCUCAAAUCACGGAGGACGAGCUUAAGCAAUACGUCGCAAAGCAGGUGAUCUUCUACAAGAGGAUAGGAAAGGUGUUCUUCGUGGACGCCAUUCCGAAGGCGCCAACUGGCAAAAUACUGAGGAAGGAUCUGAGGGCGAAGCUUAUAUAAGUCCAUUUUAAACCCCGUCCGUUGAGGCAUAAGAAUAUAAUCGAAAUUUGUGUAAUAUUUUUCCCGUGUUAAAUAUAAAAGAAACCGAUGUGAAGGAUCGAGUGGCGGGAGCUCUUUUAGAAGUGUCUCCUGUCACCAAAAGUAUUUAAUUUGUUUCAAUUGGUUAAACUGAAGUGUAAUGCAAUCUUGUAUGUCAAAAAUGUACCACAAAGUUAAGGUCAAUUUAAUUUGAGUUAUGGGGAUGAGCCAAACUUGAAUUGACUGGUA